This is a messenger RNA of Insectozyma verbasci, 2001 nucleotides long. NCBI's taxonomy places the organism in Eukaryota, Fungi, Ascomycota, Pichiomycetes, Serinales, Debaryomycetaceae. The record is from the annotation of a GenBank genome assembly.
AUGUUGUUACCAAGACGGUUAUUAAGAUGGUUUUGUUAUUUUGUAGUGGUUUUAAUAAUUGCUAUUAAUUUAUUAUUAAUUGCAAAUAAACAUCAAAUAAUUGAUAUGAAUAAUUAUAUUCCAUAUGAUUUAUUCAAACUGACGGCACCAACGUUUUUUCAACCACCAUCUGAUUCAUUCAUAAUUGACGUAUCUAUAAACAGUUGUUUGCUCAUAAAUUCAAAAAAUCCAAAUUGUGGAUUACCUUCUCCAGAUCAUGGUUUAAAUGGAGAUUUAUCUGAAUAUGAAGGUGGUUGGUCAAAAUUACCAAAAGAUAUAACAUUAAAUAAAUCAUAUUUUAAGAAACAGUUUUUUUCAAUUAAAAAGAUUAAACAUUCAUCAUUUGAAAAUCUCAUAAAAUUUAAAGAUAUUGAAGAUAAAGUAAUUUUAGACAUUGCUGUGUCCAAUCCAACACAAGAUAAAUUAAUAAAAGGGAAUGAGAAAUUGAAAUUACCAAGUUAUAUUAUUAAAACUUUCCACGAACAAGUUGUAUAUGAUGAUGAAACUCAUAAAAAUUUAAUUGAACAAAAUUCAGAUAAUAAAAUUGAUAAGAUUACCAAACCUGAUGAAACUAAACAAGCAAGCUAUAAAAUAAAUCAAAUGGAACAAGAAAAUGAGGAAAAACAACAAGGGAAAAGAGAAGAAGUAGAUGAUAGGAAUCAAUUAAAUAGACUACUUUAUGUUCCUACAAUGAAAGAAGUUGAACAAGAUGGUUGGGUUGAAAAAUUUAAUGGAAUUUGGAUUAAAUAUGGUUCUCAUAAUGAUAAAAAUUCAAUAACUGCUAUUGAUUUAUUAUUUGGUCCAGAAGCAGUUGAUCCGAGACCAAAUUGGAAUUUGAUAAAGAUUCCAUUACAAGGUUUAUCUAAUCCUUCUGAUUUACCAGUCUUUAUUUCAUUUCGUAGAGGUCCUAAAAUUGACUAUAGAAAGAAAUAUUUAAACAAUAGGAAUUUAAAAUUAUCAAAAGAUUAUAAAUUUAAAAUCCUUCAAGUUGCUGAUUUACAUUUCUCAACUGGUUAUGGUAAAUGCCUUGAUCCAAAUCCACCAGUUGACAAUUGUAAAGCUGAUUCAAAAACUUUAAAAUUUAUUGAAACCGUUUUAGAUUUAGAAAAACCAGAUUUGGUAAUAUUAACUGGUGAUCAAAUUUAUGGAGAUACUGCACCAGAUUCAGAAUCUGCAAUUUUUAAAGUAUUUGGACCCUUCAUAGAUCGUAAAAUUCCAUUUGCCUGUGUUUUAGGAAAUCAUGAUGCUGAAGGUUCAAUUAAACUGAAGAAAGAAAUAAUGAGUUUAUAUAAUGAUUUACCAUAUUCAUUAGGAGCAUUAGGUCCCGAAGAAAUUGAUGGAUGGGGAAAUUAUGUAUUACCUAUUGAAGAUUUUAAAAAUUCAAAUAUAGGAUUAAGUUUAUAUUUUCUUGAUUCACAUUCUUAUACAAAAAAUCCAAAAGCUUACCCGGGGUACGAUUGGAUUAAAGAUAAUCAAAUAAUAUACCUAAGAGAAGAAUAUGCAAGUAUAGAAGAACAAGUUAAAUCAUUUGAAAAGAAACAUUUAUCAAUGGCAUUUUUCCAUAUUCCAUUGCCAGAAUAUAGAAAUUUAGGUGGGAAAGAAAUUGUUGGCUCUCAUAAAGAAGGUAUUACUGCUCCAAGAUAUAAUUCUGGUGUUAGAGAUGCUUUACAAGAUUUAGGUAUUCAUGUUGCUUCUGUUGGUCAUGAUCAUUGUAAUGAUUAUUGUUUAUUGGAUAAAAAAGAUAGUAGUCCUGAUAAUUUAAAUGAAGUCUGGUUAUGUUAUGGAGGUGGUGUUGGAAAUGGUGGUUAUGGUGGUUAUGGUGGAUAUAUUAGAAGAAUGAGGAUAUAUGACAUUGAUUUAAAUAAAGGUGAAAUUAAAACUUGGAAAAGAACAGAAAAUGAACCAGUUAAAAUAAUAGAUGAACAAGUGUUGAUAACAGAUGGUAGAGCACCCGGAGAAUAA